Molecule: messenger RNA, 3406 nt
Organism: Stegastes partitus (bicolor damselfish)
Lineage: Eukaryota; Metazoa; Chordata; Actinopteri; Pomacentridae
Product: branched-chain-amino-acid aminotransferase, cytosolic-like
Exons: 18
Coding region: 168-1970 (600 amino acids)
Biological process (GO): L-valine biosynthetic process; L-leucine biosynthetic process
Cellular component (GO): mitochondrion
Molecular function (GO): oxidoreductase activity; branched-chain-amino-acid:2-oxoglutarate transaminase activity
Source: RefSeq, a predicted model, not a curated record
GGGUCGGUGAGCACCUGACGAAGCACUUUCUGCUGUGAAAGAGACAGAAAGCGAGAAAGUGAAAACACUCUUCUUCCUGGUGAGCUGCGGUGCAACAGGGAGCGCUGUUUUAUUGCGCAGCUUUGCGGCGUUUUACGACCAGAUUUGUCAUCACAACUGCAGAAGAAAUGUCUCUCCGCUACCACAACAAAGUUGCUAUUGUCACUGGAGGAUCCAAAGGGAUCGGCAGAGGGAUUGUCAGAGUGUUUGUGGAAAAUGGUGCCAAAGUGGUGUUUUGUGCAAGAGGAGGUGCAGCAGGUGGAGCUCUGGAAGAGGAGCUGAACAGAACAGGACCAGGCUCAUGUAAAUUCAUCUCAUGUGACAUCUCCAAGGAAGAAGACAUCAAGCGACUCAUCGCAGCCACGGUGGAGCUUCACGGACACAUCGACUGCCUGGUCAACAACGCAGGCUGGCACCCUCCUCAUAAACCGACUGACGACACCACAGCAGAGGAGUUCAGAGACCUGCUCAAUCUGAACCUCGUCAGCUACUUCUUGGCCUCGAAACACGCGCUACCGUCUCUACGGCAGCGUCAGGGGAACAUCAUCAACGUGUCCAGUCUGGUGGGAACCAUCGGUCAGAAAGACGCCGCUCCGUAUGUCGCCACCAAGGGGGCGAUAAUCUCCAUGACGAAGGCGAUGGCUGUGGAUGAGAGUCGCUACAACGUGAGAGUCAACUGCAUCUCUCCCGGUAACGUGCUGACGCCUCUGUGGGAAGAAUUAGCAGGACAGACGCCAGAUGCUGCAGCAGCCAUUAAAAUGGGAGAAAACGCUCAGGCACUCCAUGGACGACUUGUUCAGGCCCUUCCUUUCUCAUUUGGCUCCCUGCGGUUCGCCAGCUCCUUCAAGGCAGCAGAUCUGACCAUCGAACGCAACCCGGCAUGCAAACCGAAGCCCGAGCCGUCCAGCUUGGUGUUCGGCAAACAGUUCUCUGACCACAUGUUGACCAUCAACUGGUCGGACAAGGACGGCUGGGAGGCUCCUCAGAUCAAACCUUUCCAGAACCUGUCGCUGCACCCGGCCUCCUCUGCGCUGCACUACUCCAUAGAGCUGUUUGAGGGCAUGAAGGCAUUCCGUGGAGUCGACAACCACAUCCGUCUGUUCAGGCCAAUGCUGAACAUGGAAAGGAUGCAUCGCAGCGCUGACAGAAGCUGUCUCCCUCUCUUUGAUAAAGCCGAGCUGCUGGAGUGCAUCAGGAAGCUGGUGGAGGUGGACCAGGAGUGGGUCCCCUACUCUCAGGACGCCAGCCUCUACAUCAGGCCCACCUUCAUAGGAAUCGAGCCGUCUCUCGGCGUCUCUCGGGCAGGAAAAGCCAUGAUCUUUGUCAUCGUCGGCCCAGUGGGACCUUACUUCGCCACAGGAUCCUUCAACCCAGUUUCCCUGCUGGCAGAUCCAGCGUUUGUCAGAGCGUGGCAGGGAGGAGUCGGUGCCUACAAGAUGGGAGGGAAUUACGGUCCUACAAUAGCGGUGCAGAACGAGGCGGUGAAGCGAGGCUGCCAGCAGGUUUUGUGGCUGUACGGAGAGAAGGAGGAGAUCACUGAGGUCGGCACCAUGAACCUCUUCAUCUACUGGACCAAUGAAAAAGGAGAGAGGGAGCUGGUGACGCCUCCUCUGGACGGCAUCAUUCUCCCAGGAGUCACCAGACAGUCUCUGCUGGACCUGGCCAGAGGAUGGGGGGAGUUCAAGGUGACGGAGCGCAACAUGGUCAUGAAGGAGCUGCUCAGUGCUCUGGAUGCUGGAAGAGUCCUGGAGGUGUUUGGAGCAGGGACGGCCUGCGUCGUCUGUCCCGUCGGCAGCCUCCUCUACAAAGGAAAGACGUACCAGAUCCCCACCAUGCAGAACGGUCCGGACCUGGCAAAGAGGUUCCACAAAGAGCUUACUGAUAUUCAGUAUGGACAAAAACCCAGCGACUGGGCACCACUGGUUGUUUAAGCAGCCAUUUUGCACUUGCCGGUUGUAUCAACAGUUAGUCCCACAAUUCCAGUUUGAUGACCAGCAGCCCCCACUGCCCCCCCACCUCAGCCCACUAAUACACUCCUGCUUAUUACUCACCAGCCCGAGGAGACGGACGCUUCUCUCCCGUCGGUCGUCUCGGGCGGCUUCAACAAGACUCCUUUCUCUGCAGACUGUCAUAGGAAAACAUAGUAGUUGGUGGUUUGAAUGUAACAGCUUACAUUGGAAAGCAGUAUUUACUAUAUGCAACGACACAAGCCUGAGGAGGAAAGAAAAAAUCUGUUACUGGAGGGAAAAGUUAAGCGAGCAACCAGAUGAUGAAAGUAGAUCCUGGUAUCUACCACACCAGCAUCUGACUGCUUCAUGAGAGCAGGGCUCAUGUUUAACAGCACAAACGUUCAUUUUCAUCGCAUUCUGCCAUUAACAAAACAGGCACAAACUGACAUAUUUCAGGUGUAGCAGGUGAGAUAUUUACUAAAGUAAAGCAGCUACAUAUUCGAUGUGUAGGUGUUUGAUAUCAGCGUCUUGGCCUUCUGUAAAGUACUGUUUCUCAUCAUUAAACGCAUUACAAUGUAUGUAUCAAUAAGAAACGUUAACUAUAUCUGGUACUACUUGCAACAACCUGUGGUGUCUUCUCCUAAACGUCUAACUGUUAAGUAGUUUAAAUAGGAACCAGACCUGUGAGGAUUUUGUUACUGUCGUGUACAUAUAAAGCUCCGAGCGAGAACUGCUGCAGUUUUAGGGCCACGUCACUUUGACACCAGAGUUUGCACUGACCUCGGUAAACGUCAGGUAUGUAUCCGAGCGUGAAUCGGCUUUUUAAAGAGAGGAAACACGGGUGGGUUUUUAUGUUUGUUGGUUUUAUUUGUUCGAAUGCGACUGUACAAAGAGUGAGGUUACAAAAAAAGUCGAACUAAACAUCGGCACGCACAAAUGGUAGGACGGCAGGAAGCCUACACGCUGUGGAAGAGAACGACUGUUAGAGGCUGGCACUAGUUUUUGUGUUAUCGUAACAACAAUGUAUAGUAACAAAUAUACUGUGCUGUUAUUUUAGAGGCUUUUAAAUUAUUAUUUCUUCCUUGUCUUGAUGUGAAAUUUGGCCAACUGUCUUCCAAAGCCCUCUCACAGUAUCACCUGUGUUUUGCUGUCUUUUCUUUGCUGUUUUCUUUUUUCCACUUUGAAUGUAUUUGUACACAUACUUUCCAUCUCCUCUGUCUAAGUGCCUGACCUGUCCGUUAGUUUGUUCUUCUGUGGAUCUACAGCUGCUGAUAUAUUUUUUUUUCUAGUUUGUGCACUAGGGGAUAUAGCUGGAUACUUCAAGCAAUACCAGUGUAGUUGUUUUUUUUUUUUUUAAUGUGCUGUUACUUUUACUCGGUUGUUAAGUUUUUACAAUAAACUUGAUUUGAGUUUAGUGA